AUGAAGGCAACCGUUGCUUCUUUGGCGGCUGCCCUCGCCUUGGGAGCUCAAUCCGUCCUGGCUGCUCCCUCAUCUACCACAACUGCGGCUAAGCGGGCCAGCAGCGUCACUCCCAUCACCGUCAAAGGCAAUGCUUUCUUCCAGGGUGACAAACGUUUCUACAUCCGUGGUGUCGACUACCAGCCCGGUGGCUCCUCCAAGCUGAGCGACCCCAUUGGCAACGCCGAGACCUGCAAGCGUGAUAUCAAGAAGUUCCAGGAACUCGGCCUCAACACCAUUCGUGUCUACUCUGUGGACAACUCUGCCGACCACGAUGAGUGCAUGAACGCCCUUGCCGCGGCCGGUAUCUACUUGGUGCUCGAUGUCAACACCCCCAAGUACUCUCUCAACCGUGCUGAUCCCGCUCCCUCGUACAAUGAUGUCUAUCUCCAGUACAUCUUUGCGACCGUCGACAAGUUCGCUCGCUACGACAACACCCUGGCCUUUUUCUCCGGUAACGAGGUCAUCAAUGACGGUCCUUCUUCCAAGGCCGCCCCCUAUGUCAAGGCUGUCACUCGUGAUAUUCGCUCUUACCUAAGCGAGCAGAAGCUCCGCAAGGUCCCCGUUGGUUACUCUGCUGCUGAUAUUAACACCAACCGUCUCGAGAUGGCCGAGUACAUGAACUGUGGUACCGAUGAUGAGCGCUCCGACUUCUUCGCUUUCAACGAUUACUCCUGGUGUGAUCCCUCUUCCUUCACUACAUCUGGCUGGGACCAGAAGGUGAAGAAUUUCACUGGUUACGGCCUCCCGCUCUUCCUAUCCGAGUACGGCUGCAACACCAACACCCGCAAGUUCGAAGAAGUCAGUGCCCUUUACGAUACUAAGAUGACUGGCGUCUAUUCCGGAGGAUUGGUCUAUGAAUACUCGCAGGAGAGCAGCAAUUACGGGCUCGUUGAGAUCAAUGACAACGAUAUCAAGACCUUGGCGGACUACGAUGCCCUCAAGACUGCCUUUGAGAAGACCUCCAACCCCUCUGGCGACGGUAACUACAACAAGACCGGUGGCUCCAACCCAUGCCCGGUUAAGAACGCUCCUAACUGGGACGUUGAUGCGUCUGAUGCUCUGCCUGCCAUCCCUGUCCCUGCCCAGAAGUACCUGAAGAAUGGUGCUGGCAAGGGUGAUGGUUUCGACGGCAAGGGUUCUCAGAAUGCGGGCACCCAGUCCACUUCCGUUGCUACUUCUGGCUCUGGCUCCGGCUCGAGCAGCUCUUCUUCUGGCAGCUCGGGUGCUACCUCUUCUGGUGCCGCUGCUGGCCUGGUCAAGCCCUUCACCAUCAGCAUGGCUCCCAUUGCUGUCAGCCUGGUUACUAUUGUGUCCUCCCUGUUCGGUGCCGGUCUGAUCCUCCUGUAA
This is a messenger RNA of Penicillium subrubescens, 1389 nucleotides long. It is a transcript of the gene gel1, whose product is annotated as 1,3-beta-glucanosyltransferase gel1. Gene Ontology annotation, biological process: fungal-type cell wall (1->3)-beta-D-glucan biosynthetic process. The transcript has a single exon. Gene Ontology annotation, cellular component: cytoplasm; fungal-type cell wall. The record is from RefSeq and is a predicted model, not a curated record. Gene Ontology annotation, molecular function: 1,3-beta-glucanosyltransferase activity. The coding region runs from base 1 to 1389 and encodes 462 amino acids. Lineage: Eukaryota; Fungi; Ascomycota; Eurotiomycetes; Eurotiales; Aspergillaceae.